Molecule: messenger RNA, 978 nt
Organism: Metarhizium album ARSEF 1941
Lineage: Eukaryota; Fungi; Ascomycota; Sordariomycetes; Hypocreales; Clavicipitaceae
Product: tubulin-tyrosine ligase
Exons: 2
Coding region: 1-978 (325 amino acids)
Biological process (GO): lipid droplet organization; lipid storage
Cellular component (GO): endoplasmic reticulum membrane
Source: RefSeq, a predicted model, not a curated record
AUGCCGGUGUAUCUCCAAUAUCAAUCAGGAUCAAACCCGUACGGGGUCACGCCACUCACGUAUCCGUCGCCCAAGCUGUACCAAGGCUACGAUAUUUCGGUAACCCUUUCCAUGCCACGGUCACCUGCGAACACGGAACGGGGAAACUUCAUGGUGUCUCUGUAUUUGGUGAAAGACUUGGCCAAGGACUACAAAUCUGACUCGAGCGGUCGAAAUGCCAUGGAUGGGCGACACUAUCUCGAGGCCAAAAAGGUGCUUUUCAAGGCCCGUCGGCCCGCACUGAUGCCGCACGAAGAUGUCAUUCUUUCAGUGGCCAGGCGUGUGCUCUUCAUGGGUUACUAUCUUCUCUUUCCGCGCUCGCAGGCUCGCAGUCUCACGGUUGAGCUUGCUCAACGAGUCAGCUUUGACGGCAGGGCGAUGCAGCCAACAGCUGCGUUUGUGGAGAUUGAAGCCGGACAGGAUAUCCAAAUUUACAGCACCUCGCUAACCUUGGCGGCGCAACUACGGGGACUACGAUGGCUGAUGUUUCAUUACCGGCUGGUCACGUACAUGGCAUUCACAUUCUUGUUUUGGGUGUGCGAGAUUCUUUUCAUGUGUGUGGCGUGGGUCGUAUGGGACGCAACCAGGGUGAGCAAGAGUGGGAAGAACAAGGUCGACGGAUCCACAGACGACGAUGCAGACGAGGACACUGACCGCGCCGCGGGCCUUGCAGGCCCUGCAGGACGCCCAGUGGUAAAGAGAGAGCCUGAAGUAAAGAGGGAGGAGGAAGACGAGGAGCCAGAACAAUCAUUGUCCGAUAUACCAAUGGGCGAGGCGGAGGCGGAGGCGGCGGCGGAGGCGGAUGAUGAAGACGACAUUGACGACGGAAAUGUUGGCGGCGGCGGAAGUAGGAGCGAUUCGGGAAUUGGGACGAGCUACAAGGAGGAAGGCAGUGAGCGCGUCGUUCGACGACGAGCUUCUCGAAGUCCUUUGGAAUGA